Molecule: messenger RNA, 1113 nt
Organism: Hepatospora eriocheir
Lineage: Eukaryota; Fungi; Microsporidia; Hepatosporidae
Source: the annotation of a GenBank genome assembly
AUGAGAAGUGUGUUAAUAAGUAUUUUAAGCAGUGUGAUGUUUCUAUUAACCAAAAUUAUUUUUGUAAUUAUUGGAGUAAGAUGUGAAGAUACUAUAAACAGUGAAGAGAUAACUACUUCUAUAGAAGAACUUAACUCUCUAUUUAGGAACAUUCAAAUCAAUUUUUUAAAAGAAGUUUUUAUAAACAUAACAGAGAAUGAUAAAAAGUUUUUUGAAAAAGAAAAAGAUUUAAAAAAGUGUCUUGAUGAGUUAAAUGAAAUUAAGUUGAAUGAUACAGAUUUUAAAAUAAAAAUGGCUAAAUUUUUUUACAAAACAUUUAAAGUAGUAAGUAAUGAUAAUAUAUUUUUGGAAAUAGACGACCUUAGUUUUUUAAAAUUUUUUGAUAUUUACUCCCUUAAAUUAGCUAAUGAAAUGUUUUUGACUUAUAAAUAUGAUAAUUUUCAAACUUUAACGGUUGAUGAGAAGAAAGAAAGUAUUAGAAAAUUAAAAAAAGAAAAUUUUUAUUUGUAUGCAAUAGUAGCUAAACGAUUAGAUAUAAUAGAGGUUGGUUGUAAAUAUCAAAAAUACGACAAAAUGAAAGAAUUUUUAUUAGGGUCAAAUUACGAUCUGAACUCUAAAUGUUUAAUACCUAUUUUAAAAGAUUUUCCAAAAUUAUUUGAAAAAAAUGACUCAAUAAUACUUAAGAAAUUAAUUGACAUGAUUUUUUAUUACGACGAAAAAGUAGAUCAAAUAAAUGUAUUUACUGCUAAAGUAGAUAAAAAAGAACUAUCUUUUUAUAAUGAAGAUUUUGAUGUAAUAUUAAGUAAGUUUGAUAUUGAUUUAAAUAGUUUUAUAAAAAAUGGAGAAGAAAUACAAAUUUUAUUUAAUGAAAUCGUUAAUGUUUUAGAAUUAUUUAAGAAAUGUUUAUUGGUUUUAAAUCAGAAAGAAAGUAAAUUAAUAGAUGUGAAAAAAUCAAUUAAAAUUUUAAUUUCUAAAAUUCAAAAAAAAUUGUUUUUUUAUGUGUUUAAUGUUUUUCAUGAAAGUGAUAAAGUUUUUAGAAUGCUUUACAAAGUUAAAGAAAAAUUAGUGAAAUUUUUUAAUAAUCUUGAGUCUAAUGAUUCUACGAAUAAUUAA